UUUUUUUUUUUCUGUAAGGUCUCUUGUUCGAACAGGGGCCUCCACCAGACGACCUUUGCCGAGUGUCCGAAUUGGGAUCCCGUGCCCAGGGGGGAUGCGUCGUUAAGUGAGACAUCUCUUACAUGAGUCAAAGGCCCCCUUUGACACACCUCCCUCGCCAUGUCCUUAAGUGAAUCCCUGCCUUGGUUCAGUCCGUCCCACAGGUUGUUAAGUGACUCUCGGUUCCCCCCCGUAGCUGGUCGCCAAAUGGGAUAAUGUCACCCCGGGAUGCUGCAACGGUCGUAAAUAUGAGUCCACAUUGAUCGCCUGACCCGCAGAGACGCCUCAACCGUCGUAAGCCUGACCAACGGCCCUCUGUCGCUUUCUUCAGGGCCGUGGAGACUCUGAACGGUCAUUAAACGGACAUGUUGUAACGUGAGGACCGGCCGCUGGUACAGAAAGAACCAAACAGCUGAAAUGGGACCGUCGGGAUGGCCUUUGGGGGUCCCGAUGGGCGUGAAGAGGCUGACUUGGAAACCCUUGGUUACCUGGCCAGGCUGAGCGCCCGGAACCCUGGAUCUGACCAAUCGCAGGCCGCCCGGGGGACAGUUGGAGAAGAGAAUUCUGGGAGGUCCGUCUCUGCCUCGACUCAGAAGAGCAGUUGAGGACUUCCGGAGACGACCGAAGUGUCCGUGGCGCCUCCAUGUUUGGUCACUGGGUAGCCAGAGUUGUCCGACCGGUGGGCAAAAGACACGGACUCGGUGCCGUCGGUCACCCGGAACUCUGGGCGCCGCGGCCGAGGCGCCUGUCCCUCCACGAAUACCUGAGCAUGCAGCUGCUGAAGGAGGCCGGCGUCUCCGUGCCGAAGGCCCUGGUGGCGGCCAACCCCGAGGAGGCCUUCCGAGCCGCCGAGAAGAUCGGGACCGAGGACCUGGUGGUCAAGGCCCAGGUUUUGGCCGGGGGGCGGGGCAAAGGGACCUUCGAAGGCGGGCUGAAGGGGGGCGUGCAGAUGGUGGGCUCCCCGGAGGAGGCCAAAGCGGUGGCCGCCCAAAUGAUCGGCAAGAAGCUCUUCACCAAGCAGACGGGCGAAAAGGGUCAGAUCUGCCACCGGGUGCUCGUUUGCGAGCGCCGAUACCUGCGGAAGGAGUACUACUUCGCCAUCACCAUGGAGAUGGCCUUCCAGGGGCCGGUGCUCAUCGGCAGCUCCCAAGGAGGGGUCAACAUCGAAGAGGUGGCCGCCAUGGAGCCGGAGGCCAUCUUGAAGGAGCCCGUGAACAUCGCGGAGGGUAUCCGGGAAGAGCAGGCCCUUCGGUUGGCACGGAAGAUGGGUUUUCCCGCCCAGGCGGCCUGCGCCGCCGCCGAGAACAUGGUCAAGCUGUACCACCUCUUCAUCAAGUACGACGCGCUGCUGGUGGAGAUCAACCCGCUGGUGGAGGACUCUACGGGCACGGUGAUGUGCAUGGACGCCAAGAUCAACUUCGACGACAACUCGGCUUUCCGUCAGAAGGCGGUCUUCGCGCUGCAGGACUGGACCCAGAUGGACGAAAAAGAGCAAGAAGCGGCCAACGCCGAGCUCAACUACAUCGCUUUGGACGGCAACAUCGGCUGUCUGGUCAACGGGGCGGGCUUGGCCAUGGCCACCAUGGACAUCAUCAAGCUCCACGGCGGAGCCCCGGCCAACUUCCUGGACGUCGGCGGAGGCGCUACGGCAGAGCAGGUGAAAGAGGCCUUCAAGCUGAUCACAUCCGACAAGAAGGUCCAGGCGAUCCUGGUCAACAUCUUCGGGGGCAUCAUGCACUGCGACACCAUUGCCCGAGGGAUCGUCCUGGCGGCCACCGAGCUGGAGCUGAAGGUCCCGGUGGUGGUCCGGUUGCAGGGCACCCAAGUGGAGCAGGCCAAGGUGUUGAUCGCCGAGAGCAAGCUGGAGAUCUUGGCCUGCGACGACCUGGACCAGGCAGCCAAAGUAGCUGUGGGCCUCUCCAGAAUCGUGACCUUGGCUAGGGAAGCCCAGCUGGAGGUGACCUUCCAGUGGAGGACCUGAGGAAACAUCUCGGAUUUCUGAAGAACCUCAAGCCCUCCUCGCCGUUUUUCUUUCCGGAACUUCUCCGCACCGGACGAGGAAAGCUUGAGUCCCGUCGUCACCACGGAUGAUGACCGGGAGGCCUCUUGCAGCUCCCGUUCUUCUGUCCUCCUGGUUGUAAGUGCCCAAGGAGGGCAUCUGGAGACACGUGGGAUGGGACGGGCUGGCACGGCACGGCGUCUUCCCAAUAAAAGCCCGGCGUGGAACCGAAAGUGGUCUCGUGGUUGAUGCCCAUCCUGACGUCGUGUGUUGGCAUGUUCGUGAGGGCCACGUCACCAGUUGUCUGUCUGCCUGUUUGUUGGUGCCACCUCUAGGGGUUUUCCAGAGCUAUCCAGAGGGGUGUCGAAGCCCCUCCUAAAGGACCAGCCUUCUUUGUCCACCAUUAAACCACCAUCCAAGGAAGACCAGGCCGAAUGUCAGUUAAGCUCUCGGCUUUCAAGGGGUUGAGCUUGAGACCCCCGCGGUGACGGGACGUCAGCCGAGACGCUUGCUGCCAGUCCCCGCCUGACAACCAGGAUGGAGGCUGCCCGUCGCAGCUGGAAGCCGUGGCUGGCGUAAAGCGGGAGCGCCGUGCGCCUGAUGACCUUUUUUUGUGGCGAUUGUUAAGCGAAUGUUGAUUGUUAAGCAGAUGGUUAUCUUUCUCCGUCUCCUUCUGCUUUUCUUCUUUCUUCCUCUUCUCCUCCUUCUCGUUCUC
This is a messenger RNA of Crotalus tigris (Tiger rattlesnake), 2753 nucleotides long. Its product is annotated as succinate--CoA ligase [ADP-forming] subunit beta, mitochondrial-like. NCBI's taxonomy places the organism in Eukaryota, Metazoa, Chordata, Lepidosauria, Squamata, Viperidae. Bases 683 to 2020 code for a protein of 445 amino acids. Gene Ontology annotation, biological process: tricarboxylic acid cycle; succinyl-CoA metabolic process. The transcript has a single exon. Gene Ontology annotation, molecular function: succinate-CoA ligase (ADP-forming) activity; ATP binding; metal ion binding. Gene Ontology annotation, cellular component: succinate-CoA ligase complex; mitochondrion. The record is from RefSeq and is a predicted model, not a curated record.